AUGAGCACAAGAAAACAAAUCCCUAUGGAAGAAGAUGGAAGAUAUGCAGGUGAGGCAGGAAAUUUUGUAUCUUUGCCAUCAGAUAAUACAGAAGGAGGUCCAUUGAAAUGUAUAAUUAGUUAAUUUAAUAGAGCUCUUAUAUAGAAUUAUUUGAUAUUGCAUUAUAAUUAUACUGAAAAAGAAUAUUUUUUAUUUAGCUGUCGAGGGGUGGAUUUUAUUUGUCUCUGGGAUCCAUCCAGAAGCACAAGAAGACGAUAUCUAUGAAGCUUUUGCUGACUUUGGCCCUAUUAAAGACUUGCAAUUGAAUUUUAAUAGAAGGACUGGAGGAUCAAGCACAUACGCUCUUGUAUCUUAUGAAAACUUAGACCAUGCUCAAGCAGCAAUAAGUGAUAUGAAUGGAAGAAAUUUUUUAGGAAAUAUCCUUAAUGUGGAUUUUGCAUUUAAGAAACCUGGAAAAUAA
Blepharisma stoltei is the source of this 460-nucleotide messenger RNA. NCBI's taxonomy places the organism in Eukaryota, Ciliophora, Heterotrichea, Heterotrichida, Blepharismidae. The record is from the annotation of a GenBank genome assembly.